Messenger RNA from Aspergillus affinis, 1188 nucleotides. Its product is annotated as putative SNARE protein (Ufe1). Gene Ontology annotation, biological process: retrograde vesicle-mediated transport, Golgi to endoplasmic reticulum. Gene Ontology annotation, cellular component: SNARE complex; endoplasmic reticulum. The record is from RefSeq and is a predicted model, not a curated record. The coding region runs from base 1 to 1188 and encodes 395 amino acids. Lineage: Eukaryota; Fungi; Ascomycota; Eurotiomycetes; Eurotiales; Aspergillaceae. The transcript is spliced from 3 exons.
AUGACCGAUCUCACCGUCGAAUUCUCCCGUCUCUGCGAGGCGAAAGGCAGCCCUCCAAUUCCACCCAACCGCUACCUCGCCGUCGACCGAGCCGACGAAUUCCUGAAGGAAGCACACCGCAUCAACUCCCACAUCUCCUCCCUCCUCAAAUACCUCCACUCCAUCCGCCCCUCGUACCUCUCCAUCACCGCCGCACCCCGUCACACCACCAAUACCAGUAUCAGUCCCGGUACCAGCACCACCACGCCAUUGACUCGCCAACCCACCGACCCGAAAUCCAAACCCCUAUCCGACUCCGACCGCGAUAACGUCGACUCCGAAACCACCCUCCUUCUGCAUGGUCUCAGCUCUUCCAUCUCCACCCUCUCUUCCGCCGAGUCUCUCCGUCGGGAUACCCAGGCGGGGGUGCUUCGCAAGAAAUACGGACACGGCGGCGCGGCUGCCCGGUUACUUUGGAAAUGGGCCGGUGGGGAUGCCUUGUCUAGCUCCACAGGGGACGCUGACGGAGAAGGGGAAGGGGAUACGGGGAAAACAGAUGAGCAGAUCCGCGACGAGGCGCUCGAGAAGACGACUAAGGCGGUGCGCGAGAACGUGCUGUGGUUCUUGAGACGAGGACUCGAGGAUGCCGUGAAGGUGCAGCGGGAGAUGGUAGAGCGGCGGAUUGAGCGCGUGCGCGAGAAGGAGAAGAGCGUGCUGUAUAAGGCUGCUGGUGGUGCGGGCGCGGGUCGGUCGAGGGGACUUUCGUCGGCAGGUCCGAGUUCGAAUCGGGAUCAGAACCAGAAGUUGGAUGCCGGCGAGGCGGCUUUCUAUGAUCGACCCUGUUCGACGAUGGAUGAGGCCGAGGUCAAGGCUAUCGAGGCGGAGUUGUCGCCGGAACAGUUGCAGCUUUUUGCGGAGGAGAAUGAUUCCAUGGUGAAGUAUUAUGAGGAUACUUUGAGUAAAGUACAAAACGCCGAAAAAUCCCUCCUCGAGAUCUCCUCCCUCCAACAAACCCUCGUCUCGCAUCUUUCCACCCAAGAGGAUUUCAUCAGCCAACUCGCCACCGACGUGACCACCACGCAGACGAACAUCGGACAGGGCAACAAGGAGCUGAAGCGCGCGACGGAGCAGCGCAGUCUCGCGCAGGCUGUGUUCUGGGGGUCGGUGGGGUUGUGUACGUGGUUGGUUAUUUGGGAUUUGGUGUUUUGA